AAAAAUAAUUAUGAUGACAGUUGCUGGUAGAAUAUUUCGACGCAAUUCCAAAGGAAUAAAAAGUAUUGAAUUUAAUGAUUGGGCCGAUGAAUCGUUUGAAGAUAUGGAUUCAACUUUGGCAGUACAACAGUUAAUUCAACAAUCAAUUCGCUGUAAUACUUCAAAUAUUGAUGAAAUAUUAUCACCACCGGAGGGUCAAGAUGAAGGAACCUGGAAAUAUGAGCAUCUUCGUCAAUUUUGUAUGGAAUUAAAUAAAUUAGCUGUUAAAUUACAGAAAGAAUGUCUUCCCGAGAUGUGUAUACAAAUGACCGCAACGGAGCAAUGGAUUUUCUUGUGUGCAGCCCAUAAAACACCGAAAGAAUGUCCUGCCAUAGACUAUACCCGUCAUACAUUGGAUGGAGCUUCUUGUCUUUUAAAUAAUACAAAAUAUUUUCCUUCUCGAGUAACCAUGAAGGAAUCAUCUGUUAGUAAAUUAGGUUCAGUGUGUCGACGAGUAUAUCGGAUAUUUGGUCAUGCAUAUUUUCACCAUCGAAGUGUUUUCGAUGAGUUUGAGAAUACAAGUCACCUUUGUAAACGAUUUACAAUAUUUGUAACAAAAUAUAAUCUCAUGUCAAAGGAACAUUUAAUUGUACCAAUAUUGGCACCGGAAGUAUCAGAAGUCCCAGAAGCUGCUGAAGAAAGUGAAGCUUAAAAAGGAUACUCAAUUUUUCACCAACAUGGGAAACAUUUGAUAAUCGAAAAUUUCAAUCCAAUCGUCUAAAGGAAAAACAACAACAAAAUCAACAUCAACAUCAAUUUCUACAAAAACAUCCACAAUAGCAUCACAAUAACAACAUUUUCAACAACAACAUCUACAACAACAUCUACAACAAUUAACCUGAUAAUUUACUCCAAUAUGAAAAAACACCAAUAUCUUAAUAAGUUGACAAGAUUUUAUCAAAAAAUUCUGCUCAUGGAACCAGUUACAAGAUAAUUAAUCUUCCGGUUCAAAACAUUAUGUUGAUUUUUCCACGAUCAACUUUUAUCAAAUCAACAUCUUCAACCUUUGACUUAAAUCAAAAAUGAGAAACAAAACAAAACUAAAACCUCUUUACAUGUUUCAUCUGAUAGUAAAUUAGGUUCAGUGUGUCGACGAUUAUAUCGAAUAUUUGGUCAGACUUUUUUUAUCAUCCAAGUAUUUUGGUGAAUUUUCAAUAAUACAAGUCGCCCUUUGGUAAACGAUUCACGAUUUUUGUAAUUAACUAUAAUCUCAUGUCAAAGGAACAUCUAAUUGUAGCAAUAUUUGGCACCUGAGGAAUCAGAUGAAUACUCACCUACGGAGGAAAGUGAAGCUUAAUCAAUUUAAUUUACUCUUUUAAUCUAUCCAAUUUACCUCAUAACAUAUACACUUACAUAACUAUUCACAAUCCAUUUAUCAAAUUUAUCUUCAAUGAACAUAUAUCAUCAUCGCAACUAAUUUGUAUAUUUAUCAAAUAUUAUCACAAAUUGUCUGAGCACAAUAAAUACUUUGGAAUCAUAACAAAAACAAAAAA
Messenger RNA from Panonychus citri (citrus red mite), 1532 nucleotides. Its product is annotated as MOB-like protein phocein. The record is from RefSeq and is a predicted model, not a curated record. NCBI's taxonomy places the organism in Eukaryota, Metazoa, Arthropoda, Arachnida, Trombidiformes, Tetranychidae. The transcript is spliced from 2 exons. The coding region runs from base 11 to 691 and encodes 226 amino acids. Gene Ontology annotation, cellular component: cytoplasm.